CGUGCUGAAGUGGUCCUGGUUAUUUUUUCUACGAAAAAACAAAAACCCGCGGAAUACGCGAAAUACGAAAUAGAUGCGCACUCGCACGCUGCUACUCAAGCGCCUACAAGCAACCAUUGAAAGAUAUGCGGCUGCAUUAUCUUAUCGCCGCAUCGUACAAGGCUCCGCAACGCUUAUCAAUGCGUCAGCGGCGUGUUCUCUUGAUGCCGCGACCAUCACAUAGCGUGAAGCCCUGUAUCGAGCUGCCGCCGCUAGUAAAGCCGUGUAUCCGUGGCUAUUCGCUUGGGAGCGCUUGAGUAGCGGCGCGCGAGCGCCUAUUUCGUAUUUUGGAUGUUUCGCGCGCUUUUGUUUUUUCUCGGAAAAACCAACGAGUAUAAACGGAAAAACCAAUCAAUACAUAUACACAUUGUUACGGCUCUGAUUGACACUGGCGCGCACGUAUCUGUGACGAAUGCUCAGCUUCGGAAUAGUGUCAAGAAAGUCCUCCCUCCUGCCCCUUCGCCUGUGGUCCAAGUCGCCGACGAUGGAACACCAGCCGUUAUUGGCAUGUGUCUGGCUCGCGCUAUCCUCGCUACUUUUGCCCUCCUUGUGGCUGUUGCCAGCGCUGGCUUCGUCGGUGGCUGUGGCGGCCUAGGAUAUGGCGGACACGUCCUUGGAUAUGGCGGACACGUCCUUGGAUAUGGUGGUCAUGGCUUUGUCCACGGAGCGGGCUUCGGCGGACACGGUUAUGGCCUGGGGCAUCUUGGCUACGGCUAUGGUGGCUACGGCCUGGGACACGCCGGCCACGGACUCGGCUACGGCUAUGGACUCCACCUGGGAUACAAGCACUAGACAAAAAUAA
Dermacentor andersoni is the source of this 841-nucleotide messenger RNA. The record is from RefSeq and is a predicted model, not a curated record. NCBI's taxonomy places the organism in Eukaryota, Metazoa, Arthropoda, Arachnida, Ixodida, Ixodidae.